AUGAACACUCAACAGAUGGAGCAGAUGGGCCAGUUCAAGAUCACAGUCUGGGAGGAGGAGAACUUCCAGGGAAAGCGCUGUGAGUUCAUGCUGGAGUGCCAGAACAUCAUGGAGAGGGGAUUCAACAAGAUCCGCUCCAUCAAGGUUGAGAAUGGACCCUGGGUGGGUUAUGAGUACCCAGAGUUCCAGGGACAGCAGUUUAUUCUGGAGAAGGGAGACUACCCUCGCUACGAGGCCUGGAGUGGAAACAGCAGCUACAGAACCGAGCACAUGCUUUCCUUCAGACCCAUCAAGUGCGCUAACCACAGUGACAGCAAGGUGACCCUGUACGAGUGCGAGGACUUCCAGGGCCGUAAGUUUGAGAUGUGUGAUGACUACCCCUCCCUACAGGCCAUGGGCUGGUGCAGCAAGGAGGUGCCCUCUAUCAAAAUCAACUCCGGAGCCUGGGUGGCCUACCAGUUCCCCGGUUACCGUGGCUACCAGUACAUCCUGGAGAGAGACAGACACCAAGGCGAGUACAGAAACUACAACGAGUACAGCACCCAGGCUCACACCAACCAGGUGCAGUCCAUUCGUAGGAUCCAGCACUAA
Molecule: messenger RNA, 591 nt
Organism: Scomber japonicus (chub mackerel)
Lineage: Eukaryota; Metazoa; Chordata; Actinopteri; Scombriformes; Scombridae
Gene: cryba2b
Product: crystallin, beta A2b
Exons: 4
Coding region: 1-591 (196 amino acids)
Biological process (GO): visual perception; lens development in camera-type eye
Molecular function (GO): structural constituent of eye lens
Source: RefSeq, a predicted model, not a curated record